Arabidopsis arenosa is the source of this 1385-nucleotide messenger RNA. NCBI's taxonomy places the organism in Eukaryota, Viridiplantae, Streptophyta, Magnoliopsida, Brassicales, Brassicaceae. The record is from the annotation of a GenBank genome assembly.
CUAACUCCAUCAUCAGUCAUGUCCUCCCUACGCCGCAUUGUCCGAAAUUCGACUGUAUCAAAGGCUGUUCCGAUUAAGAAGGCGUUCGUGCCUUACCCACUCGGAAGAGACCCUUCCUCACUCCCCAAGCUUGAGGGGGUCUGGAUCAGUGAUAUCGAUGACCGCCCAAUUUCUCUGCGCUACAGAGUCACGGCAAUGAUCGAGAUGUCAAUUCUCGACAAAGCCUCGGAUCUCUCGCGCCUCGCUGUCUUGGACGAAUGUCGAGUCGACAGAGACACCGUAUUCAUCUGCAAUUCCGUAAUUGGCGCCAUGUGCAGCGCAAAACGGUACGACGAUGCCAUCUCUCUGUUCAAUUGCUUUUUCAACGAGUCUCAAGCUGUCCCAAACAUGCUCUCCUGCAAUCUCAUCAUGAAAGCACACUGCGACCAACGUCACGUCGACGACGCUCUUCAGCUCUACCGCCACAUUUUGCUCGACGGACGUUUAGCUCCGGGGAUCGAGACAUACAUGAUACUCACGAAAGCCUUGGUUAAUUCUAAACGAUUCGAUGAAGCUUGUGAUUUAGUGGGAUCCAUGAGCUCUUGUAGUUUCAUGGUCUACGACAUUCUGAUUCGAGGGUUCUUGUAUUUUGGGGAUUUCGUAAAGGCUAGCCAAAUCUUCAAGGAAUUGGAUAGUAAACUUCCAUGUAGAGAAUAUCACACGGCAAUUGCAAUCUUUAAUGUUUCGUUUAUGGACUAUUUUUUCAAGCAACGCAAAGAUGAGGAAGCUAUGGAGAUUCUCGCAACUCUGGAAGAGGCUCAAGUGUUGAAACCCAUUGUCGGAAACAGGGUUUUGGAAGUUCUUGUCUGGCACGGUAAGGAUACAGAGGCCUGGGAGUUGUUUGAAGAGAUGAUAGAAAUCUGUGAUUCCGAGACGAUUGACAUAAUGUCCGACUAUUUUAGUGAAAAGACUGUGCCAUUCGAGCGGCUUAGGAAAACGUGUUAUAGGAAUAUGAUCGUGAGUCUCUGCGAGCAUGGAAAAGUGUCAGACGCAGAGAAACUCUUUGCCGAGAUGUUUACCGACGUUGACGUUUACGGAGAGGACUUGUUGGUGGGGGGGCCUGACCUUUUAACAUUCAGAGCAAUGAUCAAUGGAUAUGUUAAGGUAGGGAGAGUCGAUGAUGCUAUCAUGACCUUGAACAAGAUGCGACUUUUAAAUAUCAGAAAGCUUGCUAUUCAUCGGGCACCAUAAGUUGCAUUUGUGCUUCUUUUUUUAAUCUUUUCAGAGUCUUGUUAGAAUGUUAGGUAAAUGUUUUCUUUGCUUGUAAUGUUGUGAACCAAAACACUAUUUAUGAGGAUUAGGAAAUGAGUUUUCCUCUAAUUUUGUAGUAGAAUAUCAAGUUUUUA